AUGAGUUCUCCAUCGUCGCUCAAGCUGCUGGCAAUAAAAAGUCUGCUGAAAGAUGAAGCCUUGUCUCUCUCUGCUCUGAAGACCUUGCCCAUGGAACUCUUCCCGCCAGUAUUUAAAGUCGCCUUCGAUGGCAAACAAACAAACAUCCUGAGGGCCAUGGUGGCAGCCUGGCCCUUCAGAUGCCUUCCUGUGGGAGCCCUGAUGAAGACUUCUGACCUGGAGAUUUUGAAGGCUGUGCUGGAUGGCCUUGACCUGCUCAUUAAACAGAAGGCUCAACCUAGGACUUGCAAACUAGAAGUGCUUGAUCUUCGGAAUUCCCAGCAUAACUUCUGGAAGGUGUGGGCUGGAACAGAGGAUGUUGAGUGCUCUCCAGAUGUCAUUAGUGAGAGGCAAUCAGCGGUGUGCCAUACCAUAAGACGGGGAAAACAGAUUGUGACUGUGAUGAUGGACCUUUCCCUCAAGUCCAGGGAUCUCUGUAAAUCCCUAAAAUAUUUCCACUGGUGGGCCAAGCAGAGGAAAGAUGUGGUGCAGGUGAUCUGUGAAAAGCUGGAGUUUGGGGCCCGACCUGUCUAUAAGCCCCUAAAGCUGCUGGAGGUAUUUGAGCAAAGCUCUAUACAGGAGUUGGAAGUGAAUGCACGCUGGGACCUGAGAACCCUUGCGAUGUUUGCCCCUGGCCUGGGUCAGAUGAGAAAUCUUCAGAAACUCCUUAUCAAUGAAAUCUUCACACCUUUGGAGUGGUUUAGGGACCAAGAGAUGAAAGAAUUGUGUUUUAGAGAUAUCAUUUCGCAGUUCUCCCAACUCAAGAAGCUCAAGAAUCUCUAUUUGAAUGGUGUCUUCUUCCUCCAUGAUAGACUGGACCGAGUGCUCAGGAACUUGGAGAGUCCCUUAGAGAUCCUUGCAAUCACUCGCUGCAUGCUAUCAGAAGCAGAUAUGAUGUAUCUUUCCCAGUGUCUAAGCGUUCAUCAACUCACACAUCUGGACCUGAGUGGUGUCAGCUUUUUAAAUUUAAGUCAUGCUCUUCUAGGAAGACUGCUAGAGAGAUUGACAGGUACACUACGGACAUUAAAAUUGAAGGGAUGUAAGCUCAUGGACUUCCAAAUCGGCGUUCUUCUCCCUGCCCUGAGCCAGUGUUCCCAGCUGGUUGAGGUGAAUUUUGUGAAGAACUUCCUGUCUGUGUCCAGUCUUCAGAAGCUCCUGCAGCAUACUGCUAACCUUAAAAACCUGACCCUAGAGAUGUACCCUGCCCCUGAUGAAGUCUAUGAUGACACUGGUGAUGUAAUGCCAGACAGAUUUGCCCAACACUGUUUUGAGCUCUUGGAAACAAUCAGAGGUAUAAGAGAGCCGAGAGAGAUCUAUUUUGUGAGUAAGAGAUGUCUUGAUUGCCAGGGUUUCUGUGUGUAUGACAAGGAGGCCUCACUAUGUUCAUGUUGGGAAUAAAGGAUGAGAUAUCACUGCUGGACUCUGAGAAAUGAAAGCCAGGACUCAAGUGACUCAUCAGAGACAC
Molecule: messenger RNA, 1504 nt
Organism: Mesocricetus auratus (golden hamster)
Lineage: Eukaryota; Metazoa; Chordata; Mammalia; Rodentia; Cricetidae
Product: PRAME family member 12-like
Exons: 3
Coding region: 1-1437 (478 amino acids)
Biological process (GO): positive regulation of cell population proliferation; negative regulation of cell differentiation; negative regulation of apoptotic process
Cellular component (GO): cytoplasm
Source: RefSeq, a predicted model, not a curated record